AUGAAGUACCUGGAGAAUACCACUACUAUUGUAAAACCAAAUGGGAAGAAAAAUGGCCUUACGAAAUCGUCUAGUGAAUGUAUCAAUUAUUCCUUGUGUGAGGGCGCUGACUGCAACGCAAGGGCAGAUUUGCAGGAGGGAGGCGCUAGCUGCCCUUGUUCACCACCGCUAGCUGCGGAAAGAAUGGGUUGUGAACAGCAAAAAUACGCCGCAUCAUCUCUUGGAGAUGGACAACAUAGAGGAAAACGCGGGCGCGGUGGCGAAGUUAGUAACGGGAACUGCGAGAAUGUUUUACCUGAAGCAUCUCCGUGUGUGAGCGCGGAGGUAUCAGCUUCUUCAAUUGUUCACAGUGCUGUCGCCGUGGGAGCAUCCCCCGUCACACUUGAGUCGAGGAAAGAGACGGAACGGAGGGGUAAACGCAUAAGUUGGCACGACGACGAAAACGGUGGCGUGGAGUCUGACUCUUUGAGCUCAUCGUCCCUCCGCUCGGGUGCUAAGAGGAGAAUUGACAACAUGUUCAUUUACCCGAGGGAACAACUUAGUUUACCCAAGGUAAUUACAGAAAAUACACCCUACUGCGAAAGGCAAAACGACGAUGGAACAUCUUACAUCUCGUACAAGCUUCAGGGCCCUUCCCGUCGUUUCACAAUGUGGAGACAACGACCGGUAUCAGGAGAUUGUGAAGGUAGAAAGGAAUCGAAAUUUGAGGAUCAACCAUGUGGUAAUCGACCGCACAAAAGGAUUAACUCGCUAUUUUCAUCCAUAUAUGAAUCGUACGAUCCCAAAUCUGAUGAGCAAACUGUGCAGCUGCGUAUAGCAACGUUUGAUGAGGAAUCUGAGGUUAAUGGCGCUUUGUGCGCUGGUAAUUUGCAGAUGCCGUUUGCAUGCGUGUCGCGUAUCACUAACGACCCAGUGCCAAUUCCGCUUGCGCCUUCAACUGAACCAAAGAACGCUCAAGUAAAUGGGCAACACAGUUAA
This is a messenger RNA of Trypanosoma brucei brucei TREU927, 978 nucleotides long. RefSeq lists its product as hypothetical. NCBI's taxonomy places the organism in Eukaryota, Euglenozoa, Kinetoplastea, Trypanosomatida, Trypanosomatidae. The record is from RefSeq and is a predicted model, not a curated record. The transcript has a single exon. The coding region runs from base 1 to 978 and encodes 325 amino acids.